Cercopithifilaria johnstoni is the source of this 300-nucleotide messenger RNA. NCBI's taxonomy places the organism in Eukaryota, Metazoa, Nematoda, Chromadorea, Rhabditida, Onchocercidae. The record is from the annotation of a GenBank genome assembly.
AUGGUGGAAUAUGACAGUAGGUGUGGUUCUUUUACGAACCCCGUGCUAGGUUGGGGUUCGCGAAUGUUGGCGAUGAUUGAUAAUGCUCUGACUUCGCGGUUUCCACUCGAGAUGCGUCCAUGAUUAAUGGCUAGGCUGCUUCCUGCCAUGUUUUCUGCAUUCGUAGGCAUGGCAAACAUUCGCAUUUAUUCCAGUUUGAAAUCCGCGUUUUGUCGUUUGUCACGCUCUGGGGAAUUAUUUGUUUUGGAGUUACUGGAAUCAUUCAGAGUCGAGCUGUUGGAUCUUGUACAGUAUAAUUGA